CGGACAUGACUGAGUGACUGAACAGAAGAAAACUCAUUGCUUUUCAGUUUAGUUUUUUUCUUUUUGUGAGAAUGAGAGUGCAAGAUCUUUGCAUGUCAGAGUGGAAAUUGAAAGGAAAUCCGCUGUCCAAUUUGUAUGUUUUAAAGUUUGCUUAAAUGCUUUGUGGCUUUGGAUAUCGUCAAUCUUGGUAAAUGUCCCACAUGCAUUUGAAAAUAAUGUGUAUUCUACAGUUUUUGAGUAUGGUAUUUUAUAUGUAUCAAGGUCAAUUUGAUUAAUGUUGUUUAAUUCUUCUAUGUCUUUAUUUUUUUUGCAUGCUUACUCUUGGUAAACUUGCUCAAGUAUGAUCCUGGAUUUUUUUUUUUUUAUCUCAACUCUUGCUUCAUGAUCUCUCAUCUCUCAACAUAUGCUUUGUAUGUUUUGAAGCUAUGCUGUUAUGUGCAUAUAAAGCACUGUGGAAUGGUCCCUAUUUUUUUUUUAUCAUAUUGGAUGUUUCUCUACUUGAUUUAUACCUUUUUAUUACUGUCAAUACCUUGUCAUCUUUUAAUAUGAUUUAUUUUUAUAAUGUUUGCAUUGACUACUUUCUUUACUUUUUAAUAUCCACAUAUUUUAUCUUUUGCUUCAGCCUUGCAUAAUUACCUUCAUAUUAGGUUUGGCUUAUUUAGUAAAGAAAUCACAACUGAAACAGCAAGUGUAAAUACAAUCACUGCUGCCUAGUUUAGGAAACUCAAUAGUAACUCUUAAAGAUCAACCCACUUGCACACGUAAAACAGUUGUGGCUCACUACAUUCUUCUCAUGACCCUGAAUGGUUUGUGACCUAAGUGUAAGAAACUCUGAAUUCGCUGUGACUAAGAGUAAGAUUUACAAUGGCUCUCUGCAUCCCCGAAAUGCCUUCUUUCAGUAAGCAGAAUGCUUGAGUGCACCACCUUUGACCUGCUGAUAUGUAGAUCACAACAUCUGAUGCUUCCUGGAAUUGCCGAUUACUGUAACUGCUGCCCAUCUGUCAAUGAAGGAGCAGUUUCAGAACUCAGACUUGGGGGAGGAAAAGUAACUAAUGAUCUUCUAUUUUCACUUCAGCGUUGCGGCUUUGAUGGUCCAGCUCUUCCAGUACACAGAUCCAUAAAGGCCAUCCCUGCACCCUCAACAGCUCUGAGGGAGGAGCCAGACCAGCAGUGCCUGAUGCCCCGCCCUCUUCUGCCCUGAGCAGGUGGCUCCAUAAUGACUGUGGCUGAGGCCCUGGUGCACUUCAGAGUCACUCCUCUGCUGCUCUGGUCUGGGGUGUGUCUGUUCAUUUCUGGUCACUCUCAGGCCAGGCCCUCCAAGCACUUCUCUUCCCCAGAGUUGGUGAUCCCCUUGAAGGUGACUGGCUGGGGCAGAAAUGCAAAGGUUCCAGGCUGGCUUUCCUAUAGCCUGCGAUUUGGGGGCCAAAGACACAUUGCCCACAUGAAGGUCAAGAAGUUCUUAGUUUCCAGACCCCUCCCAGUGUUCAUCUACACAGACCAGCGUUCCCUCCAGCAGGAUCAGCCUUUUGUUCCUGAUGACUGCUACUAUCAUGGCUAUGUAGAGGGUGUUCCCAAGUCCCUGGUUGCCCUCAGUACCUGUUCUGGAGGUUUUCGAGGAAUACUACAGAUAAAUGAUCUUGCUUAUGAAAUUGAACCAGUUAGGUUUUCUGCCACAUUUGAACACCGGGUGUAUAGAAUAGACAUCGAUGAUACUCAGUUCCCACGGAUGAGAUGUGGGUUAACAGAAGAGGAAAUAGCACGCCAAUUGGAGUUGCAGGAGUUGCAUAAUUUCACUCUGAUGCAAAGUUCUUACACAGGCUGGUGGACCCACUUGCGGUUUCUUGAGCUGGUAGUGGUUGUGGACAAUCUUCGAUUCAUUCACUCGGGAAGCAAUGUGUCAGUAGUACAAAAUGACAUAGCUAAUGUUGUCAACAUAAUAAAUAGCCUGUAUCACCCUUUGGAUGUUCAUGUAAUUUUAACUGGGCUUGAAAUCUGGACUGAAGGAAACCUAAUUGCCACUGAUAACAUGGAUAAAAUGUUGGAGGAUUUUGCUCUUUGGAAGUUUUUUAACCUUGAUAACCGAUUGCCACAUGAUGCAGCCCAUCUUUUGGUAAAGAAAUCAUUUGGCAGGCAGCUUGGACUUGCCUAUGUUGCUGGAGUAUGCCAGUAUCCUCUUAAUUGUGGAGUUGCUGCUUUUGAAGAUGAUAGUCUGUAUGAUUCUGCAGUUAUUGUUACCCAUGAACUUGGUCAUAAUUUAGGUAUGCUGCAUGAUAAUCAAUCUUGUGUGUGUGAACUUCAGUUUUGCAUAAUGUAUCCUGCCAAAGUGGUAACAAAUAAAUUCAGCAAUUGUAGUUAUGCCGAGUUUUGGAACAAUGUGAUGAGGAGUGGGGUUUGUCUUUACUCUCCUCCAAAUCCAGCAAAUAUUGUUAGGAUCAAGUCUUGUGGGAACCUAGUGGUCGAAGAAGGAGAAGAGUGUGACUGUGGAACCAUAGGCCAGUGUGCACGUGAUCGCUGCUGUCUGCCAGAUUGCACUCUGAAGCCUGGAGCUGCUUGUGCUUUUGGGUCUUGCUGCAAAAAAUGCAAGGUCAGGUCAGCAGGGACUUUGUGCAGAAAACAGAUCAAUCAAUGUGACCUUCCAGAGUGGUGCAAUGGGACAUCGCAUCAGUGCCCAGAAGAUGUAUAUGUGCAGGAUGGGCUUCCCUGUAGUGACAGUGCCUACUGCUAUAAAAAGAACUGUGUUAACCAUGAUGAACAGUGCAGGGAGAUUUUUGGCAAAGAUGCAAGGAGUGCAUCUCCGAGUUGCUACGAAGAAAUCAACACCCAAGGAAAUCGAUUUGGUCACUGUGGUAUCAGCAACAUAGAGUACAUAAAAUGUGCAGUCUCUGAUAUCCUGUGUGGGAGAGUUCAGUGUGAAAAUGUGCGAGUAAUUCCUAAUCUGAUUGAACAUUCCACAGUGUAUCAGUUUUACGUCAAUGACACCACUUGCUGGGGCACCGAUUAUCACAUAGGAAUGUCCAUACCUGAUAUCGGUCAGGUGAAAGAUGGCACAAUGUGUGGUCAAAAAAAGAUAUGUAUUGAUAGCAGGUGUGUCAGUAUGGUUCCUUUGUCACACACCUGUCAUCCUGAGACCUGCCACAUGAAGGGGAUCUGCAAUAAUAAGCAACAGUGCCACUGCAACCCUGGAUGGGCACCUCCUUACUGCAAGGAUGAAGGCAAUGGAGGUAGUAAUAGUAGUGGCCCACCUGGUAAUUCCCAAGAUGACGAGGAAGAUGAGGCAGAUAAGCCAGAACAGGCAGAAGGGGCAGAACAGACAAAAAAAGAGAAAACUCAACUGUGGCUUAUUCCUUUGAUUUGCUCAUUUGUAUGUUUCUUCCUUGUGCUUUGUAAGAAGAGUAUAAGGAAAAAGGAGCCAGAAAUGAUGACAGAAGAAGGAAUGGAAGAAGAGGAGGUGGAGGAAGAAGGUUACUAAGGCUCCUGCUUCAUUCACAAAAAAUAAAGAAAUCCCUAGUUUUUCUUUCAAAUAGUAGAGGAGCAUUAGGCAUGUCUGACUGCUUUAAGAAAAAUUUAAGGAUCUCUCAUGGCAGGGUCAUAGGCAUUAAUAUUUCACUGAAGGAUUCCUAUCGUAUUCUUAACUUACUCUUCAGUGUGUUAAUCAAUAUUAAAAGUUCAUUUUUUCCCUCU
This is a messenger RNA of Odocoileus virginianus texanus, 3681 nucleotides long. Its product is annotated as disintegrin and metalloproteinase domain-containing protein 20-like. Gene Ontology annotation, biological process: proteolysis; male gonad development. The record is from RefSeq and is a predicted model, not a curated record. Gene Ontology annotation, molecular function: metalloendopeptidase activity. NCBI's taxonomy places the organism in Eukaryota, Metazoa, Chordata, Mammalia, Artiodactyla, Cervidae. Gene Ontology annotation, cellular component: external side of plasma membrane; sperm head plasma membrane; plasma membrane.